UCCGCGCAUGCCCGGAAGCUCGCCGCGGUCGCGCGCGGAGCCCACGCAGCGCUUGUCACCCGGGAGCCGGGCCAGCCUGAUCUCGACCUUCCUCAGUCCUAAUCCAAUCCCAACUCCGAGGAGAAGUCCGCACCUCAGAUCAAGAGGCAUUGAGAACCUGGCGACAUGGCUUUAGUCACUCUGCGGAGGAACCUUUCUCACUUGUGUGAUUUCCGGAUACAGGGAGCCCUGGCCGCUCUGAAGAGUCAGCCUGUGAGCCAUUUCCACAAGGCAUUCAGGGAGCAUCCCUGCUACUGGUUCUUUUCACUACAACCAGCCCCCUCCAGGGUCAGGUCCCAUCACGCCUGUUGUAAAAACUUCCAUUCUGAAAACGGAAAUGAGCCUCAGCCAGUUGGCCAACCAGCAUCUUCUCGAGUGCACGACUGGGACAGGCUUGAACAAAACAUUAAACACAUGGACGAACAGGUGUUUUACAGGAGGCUAAAUGACUUCAGUUCAUCGGAAGAAGUGCUGAGUUUUGUAGGCACCCUGGAAACGCUGCCUGAUGCUGGGGCAGCAGGAGCUUUACAGAGGAUCUGGGAAGUAGAAAAGAAAGAUGGCACUGGAAGGCUGCCAGAAGAAAUCCUGGAGAAUCACGUCUUCAAGGCUUUAUGCUUUCGGUGUGAACGGGAAUCUCCAAAUCUGACCAACGCUGCUUUGGUGACAGCUGUGCAGGCCCUGACUCUGGCACGUGUAGAUCCUCAGGGUAGCUUGUUAGAGAACCUAGUGGCAGAAUGCCAGAACCGUCUCCAAAAGGGCGGCCUGGAAGUCCACCAUCUUUGUAUUCUUGGGGAAAGUCUGAUUAAAUUGCGGGAUCCAAGCUGUGUGAUGCUCGAACAGAUUAUAGGUCAACUGCAAGGUGAAGAAUUGGAAAAAUUUUCCCCAGAGGAUAUCAUGGCCCUUUAUAGAAUACUCCAGGCAUGUCCUGAAAAAGUGGACCAAUACCAGACGUUUCUGAGUAAGAUAAACAGGCUCUCUCUGUCGGUUGUUUACAGCCUGAGUCCUAAGUCCAUAAGUCAGUUACUCAGUGCCCUAGUGACUCUCGAUCAAACCCAGGCGCUUCCUCUGGUGAUAAAGCUGGGCAAGUAUGCAGUGAGGCACAUCCCCCGUUUCACUAGUGAAGAGCUGGGCAAUGUCUUAGAGGCUUUCAUAUACUUUGGGCACAACGACAGAUUUUUCAUGAAAGCCCUUGAGCAACACGUACCCGCGCUUUGUCUGGCUUUGAAACCUGAGGUGGUCAGCAAAAUCACCAAGUACUGCAGUACAAAACUGAUUCUUUCAAAACCCAUCUUGAAUGCAGUGGCAGAAAGUUUUGUUUGCCAGUCAGAAAAAUUUUCACCUUGUCAGAUUUCUGAGUUAAUUGAACCAUUUGGCAAACUCAAUUACUUGCCGCCAAACGCCCCUGCGUUAUUUAGGAAGCUAGAAAACACGCUGUUCACUCACUUCAGUCACUUCCCACCCAAGAUGCUAUUGAAACUCCUCCAUUCAUGUUCGCUUAUUGAACGCCAUCCCGUCAACUUUAUGGCAAAAAUUUUUAGCCCUUAUUUCCUUCAACAGCUGCAGGGUCAAGAGCCCUAUUUGGACAGGUUGAGUCGGGCACAACUGACACAGCUUUCCCUAACCUCCAUCCUAGAAUGCCCCUUCUAUAAGGGUCCCAGGCUUCUUCCUAAAUAUCAGGUGAAAUCGUUCCUUACUCCGUGCUGUUCCCUGGAAACCCCUGUGGAUUUUCAACUUUAUAAAUCUGUGAUGAUUGGACUGCUUGACCUUCUAGGAGCGAGACCAUAUUUUGCUUCAAAAGUGUUGACACCCUAUUGUUAUACGAUAGAUGUUGAAAUUAAGUUAGAUGAAGAAGGAUUUGUAUUACCAUUUACUGCUGAUGACGAUGCCCAUAAAAGGGUAGCACUGUGCAUUGACGGUCCAAAAAGAUUUUGUUUUAAUGGCACAAACUUACUCGGAAAAGAAGCCAUUAAACAAAGACACCUACGGCUACUUGGUUAUGAAGUUGUUCAGAUCCCCUAUCAUGAGACUGAGAUGUUAAAAUCAAGACUUGAAUUGGUGGAAUAUUUACAAAGAAAACUGUUUUCUCAAAACACUGGGGUUCAAUGGUAACAAGAAGGAAUACAGACAUCAAAACUCAGAUAAUGAAAGAACUUGUGUUUUUAUGGGACUCACAUAAAGAGAAGAAUAUGUGAAUUUGCCAUUUGGCAGAAUUAUCCUUAUGGAAAAAACUCGUUAGGACUGUGGAGAGGCUGUGUGCAGGCCCUAGGUGAACAGGAGGGCCUGUGGUCUUCCUUAUGCUGUGUACACCAUGUAUCAGUGGGCGGUUUAAAAUGAACUUCAAUACAGAAUCAUAGAUACUUGUUUUUUAUACAUCAAACAGAAUGGAUCAAGUGCAAUAAAGGAAUGUAAUGCAUAAA
Loxodonta africana (African savanna elephant) is the source of this 2456-nucleotide messenger RNA. It is a transcript of the gene FASTKD3, whose product is annotated as FAST kinase domains 3. The transcript has 8 exons. The record is from RefSeq and is a predicted model, not a curated record. The coding region runs from base 166 to 2148 and encodes 660 amino acids. Gene Ontology annotation, cellular component: ribonucleoprotein granule; mitochondrial matrix. Gene Ontology annotation, molecular function: RNA binding. Gene Ontology annotation, biological process: mitochondrial RNA processing; regulation of mitochondrial mRNA stability. Lineage: Eukaryota; Metazoa; Chordata; Mammalia; Proboscidea; Elephantidae.